AUGGCAGCGGAAGACGAAGAACACGCAGAUGUGAUGAACCGAUUUAAAGAAAUAUGUGUAGUAGGUGACGAUUUAGCAAAGGAUUUCUUGUCUCACAAUCAUUGGAAUUUAGAAGCAGCUGUUCAGGAGUUUUUUCAUAGUGGCGAACAUGUAGAAGAGGAGCAGAAUCUUUCAGAUGUGACAAAUGAGUUGAGACACAGGCACAUGCAAGCAAUUGAUCCAUCAACUUCUCAAACAUCUAGUACGCUUUCUGCAUAUGAUUCUGACAUUCGUCUGACAAGACGUCCUCCAGUUCCACAGACGUGGUUUGAAUGGGCUGUAGCGAUCAUAAAGCUUCCUUUCUUUAUAGCUUAUCAAAGCUUAUUUGAAAUACUAAGUUUUGUUUGGUCUUUGUUUCGAGCCCAGCCAUUGGCAGUUACUGAUUCUAGAGGAGAUGUACAACAAUUUAUUUCGGAAUUGAAUACUCAGUUUGGUACUUUAACUGAAGGAAUUCGCUUCUAUAAUGGAUCGUAUGAUGAUGCGAUAAAUGAAUGCAAGAAUUCUCUGCGCUUCAUGAUAGUUUAUUUGCAUAAUCCGUCUCAUCAGUCAUCUGAACGUUUUGUUCGUGAAACCUUGCUCAGUUACCAAAUGAAACAGUUUUUGCAUCGAAAUGACAUUCUUAUUUGGGGAGCAUCAGUACGUAGUCAAGAAGGUUAUAAAGUAUCAAUGGCUCUUCGAGAAAAUACUUAUCCAUUUCUGGGUUUACUUUGUAUGCGUGACACGAGAAUGGUGCUAGUAUUACGAUUGGAAGGAGAUUAUGAACUUGAACCGAUGCUCUUCACAAUUCAAGUAGCAGUGGAUGAAAAUCGAGGACAUUUAGAUGCAAUAAGAAAUGAAAGGCAGCAGCGAGAGCUGAAUAGUCGUAUUCGUCGUGAACAAGAAUCAGAUUAUCAACGUAGUUUGGCAGCUGAUCGAGCACGUUUAAACCAGAAACGAAAGGCUGAAACUGAGCGGAAAAUGGCUGAAAUAAAGGAAGCAGAGGAACGUAAGAAAGAAGAAGAAAAAAAAGAGAGACUAAAUGCUAUUAGAGAGGAACUAGCAAAUGGUCUACCUCCGGAACCGGAUUCACCAGAUUGUGUUCGGGUUAGUGUACGAUUUCCAAAUGGUGAACGAUUUGAAAGGCGUUUUGAUUUAUUAUUCAAUGCAACACUGUCACAUAAAUGUUGCCCUUCAAAUCUUACUUUGGUAUCAAACUAUCCCAGAAAGCAGCUCAACUGUGCACCAGAAUGGUAUCGUGAAUUUGGAAGAGUACAAGAUCCUGACAAUAUCCCGACAUUUCAGGAAUGUGGUUUUGAGAAAUCGGUAGUUGUUUUAGUGCAGGAUAAUGAUGCUUAA
This is a messenger RNA of Thelazia callipaeda (thelaziosis nematode), 1374 nucleotides long. Lineage: Eukaryota; Metazoa; Nematoda; Chromadorea; Rhabditida; Thelaziidae. The record is from the annotation of a GenBank genome assembly.